This is a messenger RNA of Penicillium longicatenatum, 708 nucleotides long. RefSeq lists its product as uncharacterized. The record is from RefSeq and is a predicted model, not a curated record. Bases 1 to 708 code for a protein of 235 amino acids. The transcript is spliced from 6 exons. Lineage: Eukaryota; Fungi; Ascomycota; Eurotiomycetes; Eurotiales; Aspergillaceae.
AUGCAAGAUCACCGCCAGCAACAGCUCUUUCCGAACGACCGUGAGGAACAAGAGCUGCUUAACAUACUGAACCGGCUUACUCGAAAGAUGGGCGGGAAGUCGAAAAUGAUUCAAUUUUCAAAUGAUCAUAGACACUGCAUUGAUGCCAUCUCCAAGCAAAGCUCGAAUACGCGUACAGUGCUCCAAUGUGUCGAUAAGGCUCUAGAGCGCUUGCAACUUACUCCCGAGAUCCGCAAAUCGCUCAGGGUUUUUCAAAUCAAGUCUCCCCUAGUGGAAGAGCAGGUUGCUAAGGAGGCAUACCUAGCUCUCAAUCCUGAACCUGAACUUGCCCCUUUUUCAGACGAUGAGAUGGACAAAUCUUCGUCCAACGAAUGGACACUACAUGACGAUAUCCUCAAUACAAUUCUUAGCGAAGAUGAACUCCCGGUUGAUAGGACAGCGUACCUGGACAAAAUGGAACCAGAUGCAUGGCUGGAAUAUUUGGAUGAGAUCACUGCUCUAGAAUCUACAAAUGGUCUAUCAGAAUGGGAAAUCGAGUGUGUAGCUCCCUCAUCAGACUUUCUAACUAGAGAAGAGCGCGAGAAGUGUAUCGGUUCUCCGGUUCUGCUACCCACAUUGGAAACCCCUUGUUGUCCUUUGAAUAAAAAAAUCGAAAGUCUGGAACGGGAUAUCGGUGUGCUAAAGGAAACGUCCAAACGGUAUGUUUAA